Molecule: messenger RNA, 2832 nt
Organism: Purpureocillium takamizusanense
Lineage: Eukaryota; Fungi; Ascomycota; Sordariomycetes; Hypocreales; Ophiocordycipitaceae
Gene: ATG22
Product: Autophagy protein 22, variant 2
Exons: 1
Coding region: 989-2470 (493 amino acids)
Biological process (GO): amino acid transmembrane export from vacuole
Source: RefSeq, a predicted model, not a curated record
GAGACCCCGGAUCGAACCUUGCGUUCGGCUUCUACCUACGAAGUAGUAGUGGAGGGCCGCAACACCAGAAGCCCACCCAGACAAAACAUCAGCGCCAGGCCACGAUCCAUACCUGAUGAACCCCAGGCUGACGUCCCCCAGCAGCAAGCCCGAGGCAGGAGAAGCACCAAGCGGCCUGAGGUGUCGUUGACGUCCAGAACAGAGCGGGGGAGGAGCACGGGUUCGGCUUCCGUGCUGUGGUGGCGUGGGUGGAGAGACCCAGGUCAGGCUUGAGCAGGCAGGCCGCUAGUUACCCGCGUUCGUGCCCCGGUCACAGGGCGCGCUUGGUGGUACAGCAGCGGACGGCAGUGGGUGGAGGGUCCCUGGGCAGCCACUUCAGCCCGCUUCUUCGGCUCCAUUUAUAAGUGUCACCAUGCCGCCAAACAACAGUCAGCUGUCCCGCCCAGACCUCCAUGGCCACCGUCUUUGGUCCGGCCUGUCCGUCACCUCGAAGCGCUCCUUUCGCUCCCACACCUCGUCCUUCGAGGCAGACGACGAGCGCUCCUCGACCGACGGCGACAUGAGUCCGCCGAGAAGCAGCGAUGGUGACGGCGACGGCGACGGCGAUGACGCGCUGGGCCGGCGCCUAGCGGACGUGGACCGGUAUGCCGGCCACGACGCCCGUCCCACGAGCCGCAAGGAGCUGAGGGGCUGGUACGCGUACUCUUUCGCGGCAGAGACAUACGUGGUCUGCGGCAUUGGUAUGACUGUCUACGACACCUGGAAGAUGGCUUCACACUGGCCGUGCGCGCAAGCCCGCGUGGGCGAAGGCUAACAUGAGGUCCCAGGCUCCUUCAUCCCCAUCCUGCUCGAGUCGCUCGCCCGCGAAAACGGCGUCCUGCUCUCGGACCCCAGCAAGCCCUGCGGCUCCAGCGACAGCAAGGGCGAGGACGAUGGGCAGUGUGUCGUCUACGUCCUGGGCGUUGAGAUCAACACGGCGAGCUUCGCCAUGUACACGUUUUCCGUGAGCGUCCUGCUGCAGGCCCUGCUCGUCGUGAGCAUCAGCUGCGCUGCGGACCACGGCAACUACAGGAAGAAGCUGCUCCUUGCAUUUGCUUGGAUCGGUAGCUUUGCCGUCAUGGCCUACAUCCUCGUCAGCAAGGAGACGUACCUACUCGGCGCCAUCCUCACCAUCAUAUCAAACACCUCCUUCGGGGCGUCAUUUGUGCUCCUCAACUCCUUCCUCCCGCUACUCGUCCGCCACCAUCCAGAGGUUCUGGAGGCUCAGGCCAGCAGGUCCUCGGGCCGGAACGGUGUCGAGCCCGAGCUGCGACGGGUCGACAGCUCCACGGACGAUCUGGAGCCAUCUCUGGCCAACUCGAGAUCCGGCCUCUUGCCCGACGAAGCAGCAGCUGCUGCAUCAGAACGGCAGUCAAAGCGCGCCGUUACGCAAUCGGACAUCACGUCCAAGGAGCUCGAGUGGUCGACGCGCCUUUCCGCGACGGGUCUGGGUAUCGGCUACCUCGCGGCGCUCACGGUCCAGUGCAUCUCCAUUGGGAUCCUGCUCAGCAUGAAGAACACGACCUGGUCGCAGCGCGUUGUGCUGUUCUUCAUUGGAUCGUGGUGGGCCGUCUUCACCAUUCCCGCUGCGCUGUGGCUCCGGCCGCGCCCCGGGCCGCCGUUACUGGCCGGCGACCGCAAGAAUCGACUGUCGUGGAUUUCCUACUUCACUUACGCAUGGAAGUCGCUAUUCCGCACGAUCCGACUGGCCCGGCGCCUGGCCGACAUCAUGCUGUUCCUCGCAGGCUGGUUCCUCCUGUCGGACGCCAUCGCCACGACGUCGUCGACGGCCAUCUUGUUUGCCAAGACGCAGCUUCACAUGCGGCCGUGGGCGCUGGGCAUGAUCAAUGUCAUCGUCACGCUGACGGGAGUCGUUGGUGCCUUUGGCUGGUCGUGGAUGUCGCGCCUGUGCGGGCUCAAGACGCACCAGACCAUCCUAGUGUGCAUUGGUCUCUUUGAGCUGAUUCCGCUGUACGGGCUCAUGGGCUACCUACCAUUUGUCCAGAGAUGGGGGGUCCUGGGCCUGCAGCAGCCAUGGGAGAUGUAUCCUCUGGCGGCGAUAUACGGCAUUGUCAUGGGCGGGCUGAGCAGCUACUGCCGGUCUCUGUACGGCGAGCUGAUACCGCCAGGGUCGGAAGCCGCCUUCUAUGCGCUCUACGCCAUCACGGACAAGGGCUCCAGUGUGUUCGGCCCAACCAUUGUUGGCGCCAUCAUCGACAGGACCGGGAGCAUCCGCCCUGCCUUUUGGUUCCUGGGCGCCUUGGUUGGGUUGCCGGCUCCGCUCAUAUGGUUCAUCAACGUGGAGCGCGGUCGCCGGCAAGGCCACAAGCUUGCGGAAACGAUUGAAGGGUUUUCGCCGUUGGUGGAUGAGGACACGCAAGACGAAGCAGAGAGGCGCGGCAUGAUGGCUGACUAUGACGAGGAUGGCUAGAGGUCUACCAUCGUCCUCAGGGCCAUGGGGCCAGUGUCGGUUCUUGAUUGAGCAUAGCGAUGGCGUUUGGUGGUGUUUUUGUUGUUCAGAGCGAGGUCUACUGCCUAGUUCUCGUCUCGUAAUACUGCGUGCGAGUUGAUUUGAGUGGACAGGGGGCCAGACGCAGGGGGGGGGCCAGAUUCGACCAACCGCGCCGUGAUUCCGAGGAAGCCGUGUUAGUCCUGUUUGGUUUUUGCGCUUGUUGCUUGGGCGAGCAUAAAGUAAAGUAUUUUGUACAGUAAAACAUUGUACACCCAUCCACGAACGCACUCGAUGUCGUUCUUUCAUGCCAAAAAAAAAAGGCAAUGUGCCGAGUCAAGCGG